GCACUGUCUAUCCUCCUCAAGCACACGCUCACGAUGGCAUCCAGAGCUGCCAUCUUCGUCACCCUGAGCCUCCUCCUCUCCGCCGUCACCACGCACGGCUGCGGACCCUACUGCCAGCCGCCAGUCGUCGUGCCGACGCCGCCCAUUGUCGUUCCACCGCCAUACCAUGGAGGAGGAGCGCACGGCCACGGCGGGCAGUGCUCCAUCGACGCGCUAAAGCUGAGGGUGUGCGUCAACGUUCUCGGCGGCCUGCUCGGCCUCAAGGUCAGCGUGCCGGCGCGCGACGAGUGCUGCCCGCUGCUCCACGGGUUGGUCGACCUUGACGCCGUCAUCUGCCUCUGCACCGCCGUCAGGGCCAACGUCCUCAGCAUCCACCUCGACGUGCCUGUGGACAUCAGCCUCCUCCUCAACCACUGCGGCAAGACGUGCCCGUCCGAGUUCACUUGCCCAGCCCAUUAACGGACGCGUACUGCUGCACGUACGGGCGCCCAAUAAGAUUUGCUUUCGAUCCGUACGUCGUUGUUAUUUUCGUGUCCACAUUUGAAUCCUUAUAACCGGUACUACUCUUUUUGUAACAAUCAUCAGCCAUCCAAAUCAUGAUCUAUUGACACAUGGAACCUGAGUAAUAAUCCCGCAUAUAUAUGGCAGGCUUCGAUGCA
Messenger RNA from Triticum aestivum (bread wheat), 659 nucleotides. RefSeq names its product cortical cell-delineating protein-like. Lineage: Eukaryota; Viridiplantae; Streptophyta; Magnoliopsida; Poales; Poaceae. The transcript has a single exon. The coding region runs from base 34 to 459 and encodes 141 amino acids. The record is from RefSeq and is a predicted model, not a curated record.